AUGUUAGGAAAUGUCGCAUCAAAACUAAAGAAUCUUGGAAACAUAAACAAAGUUGUAUAUAACAAUGACGAAACUUUGGAAAUAAAGGAAGAAAUUAUCGAAAUUGAAUAUAUUGAUGAGGAAGCUUUGGGCACCAAGGAAGAAAUCAUCAAAGAGAAAUCGAAUUGUGAUUGGAGACAAUCAAGAAUAAGAUCAACAGGAGAGUAUAAGGCAUUUCUGUUAGAUCGCCAAAGGGAACACAACAAUUUACUGUUUAAAAAUAGAGGAAAGAAAUUUACUUGUGAAAUUGAAUAUAGCAAUGACGAAACAUUCGAAAUUAAGGAAGAAAUGAUCGAAACUGAAUAUAAUGAUGACGAAACUUUAAAAAUGAAGGAAGAAAUUAUCGAAGAUCAAGAAAAUAAAAGUCAAAAGUGUGACCAAAAAUUUUAUACGAUGGAUAUGAAAGACACCCAUAAUGUUGCUAUCAGCAAAAAAUUGCCGUCCCAUAAUAACGAUAAAAUUCGGGAAUCAGAACAGGAACCGCAAAAGAAGUACAAAUGCAAAAAGUGUGCCCGCAGCUAUAAAUUGAAAAAGCUUUUAAAUCACCAUCUAAAAUAUGAAUGUGACGUCAGUUCACAGUUCAUAUGUAAAUUCUGCGGAAAAAUAUUUAAACGGAAAACUCAUAUGAAUACGCAUUUAGUUCGCGUACAUCACGAAAUAAAUAUGAAGACGUCGGCGCUGACGCAUAAAUGCGACAAAUGCUGGCGUAGUUACAAUUGGUUAAGUGGUUUAUGCAGACAUAAACGUAUAUACCACGCAAAUGUGAAAUCACAAUUCAUUUGCGAUCUUUGCGGACAUAAAACUAAUCAAAAAAAUUGCUUGGAAAAACACAUUACUUCAUUACACUUAGAGACAUCAAAAACAAAGCAUGAUUGCAAUAUGUGUUCUCGAAGUUACACUUCGUAUCACGACUUGACUCGACAUAAACGUUUAGUUCAUCCAACGUUUAAAGCACAAUUUACUUGCGAUUUUUGCGAACACACAUCAAAUAGGAAAAAUAAACAGAAUGCAAAAAGUGAAUCGAAGAAAUUAUCAGAAAGACCAGAUGUUGGGCCAUAUUCUUGUACUGAAAUUUGUUUUGAAAAUUAUUCUUAUGCCAAUACUUCAACUAAAAUUGAAUACGACAUUGACGAAUCUUUGGAAAUUAAGGAAGAAACUAUAGAAGAUCAGAGUGCUUGCUCAAAUGAAGUUGUACGCCUAAAAUGCAAUACAAAAUUCGAGGCAGAAGAGUGUACUUUAUAUCUGAGAGAAGCUACUAUUUCGGCUGAUAAUAAAAAGAUGCGGAACAGAAGGAAGCGGAUAAUUCAGAAAUCAUACCAGGAAUCUGAAAAAAGUACAAGUGCGGAAAGUGUGCCCACAGCUAUGUAUCAAAAGCUAAUUUGUAUCGCCAUACAAGAUUCGAAUGCAACGUCGAGCCACGGUUCAAUUGUGAAUUCUGCGACAGAAGAUUUACUCAGAAAACUAGCUUGA
Molecule: messenger RNA, 1509 nt
Organism: Belonocnema kinseyi
Lineage: Eukaryota; Metazoa; Arthropoda; Insecta; Hymenoptera; Cynipidae
Product: zinc finger protein 681-like
Exons: 6
Coding region: 1-1509 (502 amino acids)
Biological process (GO): regulation of transcription by RNA polymerase II
Cellular component (GO): nucleus
Molecular function (GO): RNA polymerase II cis-regulatory region sequence-specific DNA binding; DNA-binding transcription activator activity, RNA polymerase II-specific
Source: RefSeq, a predicted model, not a curated record